Messenger RNA from Fundulus heteroclitus (mummichog), 2581 nucleotides. RefSeq names its product protein FAM111A-like. Lineage: Eukaryota; Metazoa; Chordata; Actinopteri; Cyprinodontiformes; Fundulidae. The record is from RefSeq and is a predicted model, not a curated record. The transcript is spliced from 5 exons. Bases 104 to 2029 code for a protein of 641 amino acids.
AGAAUGUACAUUAACUGAAGGCCACAUUCUUUCUGCAUUUCACAGAGCUCAUCGAGAGAAGCAGAGAUACUUCAGAUCCUGAUUUACAGGAAGCUACCGAAAAAUGGCUCCCAAGAAGCAAAAAGCAGAAGAAGACCAGCCAGACAUAAGAGACUCUUUUGAUUAUAAGAUGAAUCCAGGAAAAGUUAAGGAAGAUAAGACGGAAGAAGCUGGAACUUCAAAGCAGGCUGACCAUCUGCAUACCUUCACAGUCAAAUUUGGUGCAGAUGGGCGAGAAUACACAAUUGCUUGUACACAACCUGACGGUGUGCUUCAGGUUAUAAAAUCCCAUGAUUUUAAAGAGAAAAUAAAGGGACCAGAUGAAAAGAUCGUCAUCAAGUUGGGUGAAGGGAUUGAUGGCCCCAUUGUUGCAACACAUUUUCCUUGUUCCUGUGUUGAUGAAGGAGAGUGUCUGACAAUAACUACAUCAACUAAUAAGGUAGAGAAAAAGCAAAAAGAGCCCAGCGUCCUCCCAAAAGACAACUACUCUGUUUUCUUCAUAGAUAAAGUAGGAGGUGAAAACACCAAAACCAAACCAGCUAAACUAUUUAGAUGUAACAAUAUUCCUGGGAAAUUUAGGUUUUACUGUGUUUAUGCGGAAAAGGGGAUGAAAAUAAAGGAAGCUCUGAGACUGGACGGGCGCUUUGUCGAUGAUCUCUCAGACUUCUCUUUGUCAUGUAACAAAAGUGGUAAAUUUACAAGAUGUACAGAAAUAGUUGACUGCCUACACGAGAAGAAAUUCCAGAUAUGUUUGGAAAAGAAAAAAAAUCCUGAUGUACAACAGCCAAUUCAAAAGCAAGAUGCGACACAACAUCAAUCUACAUCAGUUGAUUCACAAAACAAGAACAAAACAACAAGCGUUCUAGAGUAUGCAAAGAGUAACAGUGUCAGUUUACAGACAGCAAUAAAAGAAACAGGGAGUGAGGUCGAUCUGAAGGAAAUCAAGAAACUCCUGCAGCAGCAGUUUCCAAAACUGAAAAAUUGGAUGGAAGAGAGAUUUCCUGGUCGUUCCUUUAGGAAAGCCCUGGAACUGAAGAAAGAGAAGUUUGGAAAAAUCCAACAGUCCUUUAGUGAAGUCCGCACAAUCAGAGAGCUGGUAAGGCUCAGUGAGUCUGUUUGUCUCCUGGAGUUAAAGGAAAAUAAUUCAGCCGUUACAGUUCAAGGCUCAGGUUUUCUGUUGUUUGACAACUUUGUUCUAACCAGCGCCCACCUGUUUGACAGGUGGCAGACAAUUGCAAUAGGAAACUGGGGGGACUAUUUUACCAUCACUGCAACUUUCAACUCUGAAAAACAAGAUGGAUCAGAGAGACCAUGGCAGGCAAAGGGGGUUCUUUGGAAUAAUGAUUUAGAUUAUGCUCUGUUAGAGCUCACCUGUGAGAGUCCAACCCCUGGUCCAACAGAGACCGUACCACCAGGGCUCCUAGAGAGAUUUGGUCCAGUACCAGAACCAAAUGAUGAUGGUGGGGCUUGUAUAAUUGGUCAUCCAGGAGGAGGAGUAAAGAAAAUGGAUCUGACCUGUGUCAUUAGGAAAGAAAACAUGGAGCAGGCUGUCGAACAGAAUUUACAGUCCUAUAGGGAUUAUAUUUUUACUCUCUGCUCUGUCAAAUAUCAGAUCAAAAGGCACCGCUAUGCAGAUAUUCAUGUGACCUACAACUCCUUCAUGUAUCAUGGCGCCUCUGGCUCCCCAGUGUUUGAUGCUUUUGGACGGGUCUUUGGAUUGCACACUGGUGGAUUUUAUUUUGAAGAGUUUAUACCUGGUCACAGCGUUAUUGAGUAUGCCUUCCCUCUGCUCAAAGUGUUUGAAAAUCUUCUGGAUCAAAUGAGGAAUAAUGGCAGGGAGGACUUGUUGGAGAGAGUUAAGGAGGUAGCAAAAGGAAACAUUCACCUAGAAACGAUCCUUGAUAGGAAACUGAACCAGAACAAAGACCAGAUUCACUGUGAGGAGAAUCAGGAGGAAAGAAUGGAAACUGGAAAACCAGAAUCUGAGUAGGAAAUGGAAAAAAAAUAAAGCUCAUAAAAAGAUGAAAUUGAUUAGAGAUAUUAACAAAUAUCCAGCAGGUUACGGAAUUUCCUUUAAAAGUCCUCCUUCUGCUUCAUCUAAACAUCUAAUCACCAAACAAUACUUUUGUCAAAUCCAGUCUGAAUUUUUCACAUUUAAUGGUUGAAUUUCUUAGAACUGGUUUAUAUUUUCCCUAUUUAUCUUAUUCAGGUGAAAUGCUGUAAUGUCUUCAUUAUUUUAAGAGUGUACUCUGGCCUCUUAUAGGAAUACUUUGAUAGUUUUUUAUUAACUGUAACUCGGUGAAAUCUCUGGGAUCAAGGCUUUUUUUCCUAUUAUAAAGUUGGGUAUAUUUGCUUUAAACAACAAGUAACAAUUUGUUGCAUUUCCUUAUUUAGAUAACCUUUUUAAUGUAACUUUAUGUUUAAUUGUCUCUAACAUUCUUCUACUAUAAUCAAAAUUAAACUUGACUGCAUGUAAUUUGGCUCCAUGAUGGGACUGUGUAUCAUUUUUCAUUUAUUUUAAUAACAUUUAACCUAAAUGGGU